Molecule: messenger RNA, 5137 nt
Organism: Drosophila arizonae
Lineage: Eukaryota; Metazoa; Arthropoda; Insecta; Diptera; Drosophilidae
Gene: Mbs
Product: Myosin binding subunit
Cellular component (GO): cytoplasm
Molecular function (GO): enzyme inhibitor activity; protein kinase binding; phosphatase regulator activity
Source: RefSeq, a predicted model, not a curated record
AGUUUCAUUUUAACCUUUGUCGUGGCCGCACGGAAUGGCACGGAUUGGUGAACGAAAUUAAAUUAUCAAAUUUAUCCGAAAUAUGCACAAUAAAUUGAAUUAUUGUGCAUUGCACUGUCUACGCGUCUGAGCACUAAAACAGUGCCCCAUAAUUUGCGCGUGCCGAAUAGCAAAUGCAAAUCAAAAUUCUCGGUGCAGCGAACAACUGCGAUUGCAAAUGCAAUUGCAAUAACAAUAGCAAUUACAAAAGCAACAACAAAAACAAGAUACACAGCAAUUAAAUUUUAAGUGCAACUGUGUGUGGCGCCUCAAGCGCCGUUAUUUAAAAAAAAAAGCCGUCAAAAUGUCAUCGCUAGAGGUGCGCAACAAUUCGGCCAUGAUGAAGCGGGCCGAGCAACUGAAGCGCUGGGAGGAGUCGGACACUAAUCGAGCCGCUCCGUCUCCACGCCACGAGCACAGCCGCAGGAUAAAAUUCAGCUCGGGCUGCGUUUUCUUGGCCGCCUGUCUAUCGGGCGACAAGGAGGAGGUGGUGCAGCUGCUCGAGCAGGGCGCCGACAUAAACACGGCCAAUGUUGACGGGCUCACGGCUUUGCAUCAGGCCUGCAUUGAUGACAAACUCGACAUGGUUGAGUUUUUAAUAGAGCACGGUGCCGAUAUUAAUCGGCAAGACAACGAGGGCUGGACGCCACUGCAUGCUACCGCCUCUUGCGGCUUUGUUAGCAUAGCCUGCUACUUGGUGGAGCACAACGCGGAUGUGGCUGCCGUGAAUAGCGAUGGGGAUCUGGCACUGGAUUUGGCCAUCGAUGUGCAGCAUAUGCCCAUGAUUAAUUAUAUGGAAAAGGUGGUGCAGGAGCUCAAUAUUGAUGUGGAUCAGGCACGCAGAGCCGAGGAGCAGGCCAUGCUGAAGGAUGCGAAGCGCGGUGAUCUGUCCGAAGUGGAUCGACCGCAUCCGAAAACUGGUGCAACAGCGUUGCAUGUGGCCGCGGCCAAGGGCUAUGCGAAAGUGCUGCGACUGCUGCUCGCCGCUGGCUGCAACGUGGAUAGGCAGGACAACGAUGGCUGGACACCAUUGCAUGCUGCUGCACACUGGGGCCAGAAGGAGGCGGCUGAAAUGCUGGUUGAGUCACUGGCCGAUAUGGAUAUCACGAAUUAUGCUGGCCAGACCUGCAUCGAUGUGGCCGAUCGCAAAAUGGUCAAAUUCCUUGAAGAACUGCGCGCCAACAAGCGCAACAAACGGCGUCCAUCUAGUCAAAUCAGCAGAAUCUCAGAUGCGAUUGAAAAUCAUGUGGACAAAACACGAACGAAACUCGUACGCGUUGAAGUGAGAACUGAUACCGCUAAGGAUGCUGCGAGCGGCUCGCUUAAUACGAGCGCCCAAUUGGCGCCCCAAGAUGUUGAUGCUAUAGUUGAGACUGCUGCCAAGGAUCAUAAUGAUGAUGUUGAUGUUGAUGAUAAUGAAGAUGAUACCGAUUCAGAGCUCAGCGAUUCCACAGAGAGCUCACACAGCACAAGUUUAACCGAGAGCGAAGCUGAAAAUGUUAAGCCCAAUCAGCAUAUUCAUGCCGCCGAGCAUUCUGGCGAGGAGGAGGCGCCCUGGCGACGCAAAACGCUGCGUACGCCCAACGACAGUCCCACUAAGAAUCAAGUUCCUGACAAAGAGCUAAGCGGCAAGAGCGCCAAUGAGACCGCCAACGAUGUCAUCUUGCGACGCACCCAAAGCUUUGAGAAUGAUCAAAAAUUCUAUCAAAAGUACAAUGAGCUGCGGGCACGCAUAAAGGCGAACUCAUGUCCCAUACUGCCAGCGACGACGGCGGCGAAUGCUGUGCCCGGCAAUAAUGCUAAUAACAACAAUAACCAAAGUAGCAAUAACAACAACAAUAACAAUAACAACAAUAAUAAUAACAAUAAGAGCGCGCUGCUGUUGGGAAAGACUGUGAGCACAACCAGCAUCAGCAGCAGUGGCAGCAGCAGCAACAACACAACAACAACAACUACUACUACAACCACAUUCWACACACACACCAACAACACAACCACAACAACAACAGCAACUGCAGCUACUACAGCCUAUCCAAGUCAAAUUUAUAGCGUACAAAGAUCGGCAUCCCUCAAAGAUAACUCAGUAUAUUUCAGGAAACCAAUUGCUCCAGCUACGAUGCUUACGGCAGCAACAACAACGACUACAACCACAACAACGACGCUCAGCUCACCCGCAUCAACUGUGCUCACCCCACCUAUUCGCAGCAAUCCGGCCAGCAACAACAACAACAAUAAUAAUAAUAACAUCAACAACAACAAUAACAACAACAAUGGUAGCUCUACGGCCAGCGCCAGUGCAAGCGAUGUGGAGACCCCGAAACCCAAGCAAUCGGCUGGCAAUAUAUUCAAGAACUUUUUCAAAUCCUUUGUGCCGCCUGUGCGUGACGAGGAAAGCGAAACUCAACGCAAGGCUCAUGCGAAGCGAGUGCGUGAGACGCGUCGGUCUACGCAGGGCGUUACGCUCGAGGAGAUCAAGAGCGCCGAGGAGCUGGUGAAGAAGAAGAACCUGGGCAUGAACAACAACAACAACAAUAACAACAACAACAGCAGCAGCAAUGAAACAAGCUCCACCACUGCAACACCAGCAACUCCAAGCACAACAACUGCAACAACAACAACAGCAACAGCAGUCAACAAUAGCAGUGAGAACGAUAUUGACGACAGCAGCCAGCCAGAGGCGCAGCCCCCACCACCGCCCACAAGUCCGCCACCAGCCAUAAUACCCAGGACAGCAACCACAGCAGAUGAUUCGGAAAUAAUUGAAGCUGUGGUUGGCAGCGCCGAUACCACCGCUAGCUUCACACUGGCACCGCCAGCACACACACAUGCAGCUGGCGAGGAUGAUGACCAGCAGACGGCGGUCAGUGCCAGCUAUACGAUAGUCUCUAGGCGGGAGAAGCCCGUCGAGUCUGAGACCGAUCAGGAGAAGAAGAAACAAGAGGCGGAAGAGUCGAGCAGCCACAAACAACUAAAGACUGACCCAGUAGUUGCCAAGCAAGCGCGCGUGACGGGCACAGAAGCCAGCGGCGAGUCGACGCCGAUUCCUGCAAGACCCACAGAGCUGCCGCUCGCCGCCGCAGCGCCUACUGAGAGCAGAGCGGCGACAACGCCGACGCCCGUAACAACACCCGGCAGUCUAGAGAGUCCGGUACGAUUGCGUGAUAAGCGCAAUCUGAGCAGCAGCUCGGCUGGCGGAUCUGCUCAGGAUGCGGAUGGCAAGUCGGAUACGGCCUCGCCAGUGGCUGCACAUGCAGAUUUUAAUGCGCGCGACUCGUUGCUUAGCCUGUACGCGCGUCGCACUAUGGAGAGUGGUGCAGGUGGUGCUGGUGGUGCGGCGACUUCUGCUGCUGCUACUGUUGUUGCGCCAUCGACGUCUUCCUCUUCAAGCACAUCCAUAUCAGCAGCUGAGCGACGUCCGUCUUGGCGUCUCAAGUUCGAUGCGGGCUCAAAGUUCAAGCUGGAGGAUAUCACCAGCGGUGGCACUUACCCGCCCAACCAGAGCACCAUCAUACCCAGCGCACCAGCGGUCAUGGCAGCGGUCAAUUUGGCCAGCACCGCGGGCAGCCAGCGUCGCAUCAGCAGUGGGCCCAAUGCGCUUAAUGCUUCCAAUCAGUCGCUCAACUCUGUGGGUCGUCCUGUCUCGGCGCCUAGUGAGAGCAUUAAUAAUAGCGCCUAUGUAACGCCACCGGCGCGCAGAUAUGAAACAUCUACGCUGCCGGCAACUGCCACAACAACAGCCACUGCAACAACAGCAACAACUGCCACGACAGCCAACAACUCUGCAACGUCUGCAUCCAGUGCCAACCAUGCAACGGCCACCAGCCAUGAAGAUAAGGAUAACGACAAGGAGAAUGAUAAUCGCACACAGACUGUUAUACAGCGACGUCGCAAGCCCAAGCGCAGAUCCACGGGCGUGGUGCAUAUCGAUAUGGAUGAAAUCGAUCCAGAGCGACAACAUGAAACGGCUAACAAUGACAACGAGGAUAAGGAGAAGGAGAGCGGCAGCGAACGCACCUCACGCUCGCGCACUGGAAGCACGGCGACAGCGAGCACCGGCAGCGACUCAAAGAGCUCCAGCAACAGCGAUAAAGCGGAAAACGGCGAUGGCAUCGAUUAUAAGGCGCUCUGGGAAGCGGCCAAAUUGGAGAACGACAAGCUCAAGCAACUGCUCAAGCAAAAGGAUGAGGAAGCGGUGCAGACGCGUGCAACGCUCGAGCGCUUUGCCAAUGCCACCACUAAAAACUCGCUCUCUGAGAUUGAGAAACGUGAGAGAAGAGCUAUGGAACGCAAGGUUUCCGAAUUGGAAGAAGAGCUCAAGCUCUUACAGAAGCUAAAGACUGAGAACGACCGACUGCGUGCCGAGAAUCGUGCCCUCACGCGUGUCGUCUCUAAGUUGACAACAUCGGCCCAAAGUCAGCUGGCUAAAAGCAAAUAGGCAACAGUUCACAGUUUACAGUUACUUUGCCCAGACUACAGCAAAGAAAUUUAGAUACAUGCAUACAUACAUAUAACUAAAUAAAUAUUAGAAAACAGCAAAAUCAAAUAUCGUAAUCGUAAUCGCAAUCGCAAUCGUCAUCGCUAUCGUUUCUCUAUAUGCAUACAUCAAUAUACACCAAACAGCAGUACACCUAGAAUAGUAAAAAUUAUUUAUCUAAAAGAUAUUCGGACACCACCAUUUGAUGUGCUAGCUAGCGAUCAGCUAAUCAAAUAAAAAACUUAUUAGAUUCUACUAUCAUUAUUAUUAAAUAAAAAUAUUAUUAUUAAAGAAAUAUUUGCAUUGUUAUAUUGAGAGCAACGUGUAACAAUAAUUGAUUGUAUUCUAGUUUUAAAAUUAAGUUUACAACACUUUUUGCGAGGGGCAACUAAGCACUUUUGCAUAGCCUGGCACUACUGUUCUAUAAGGCCUGAAGCUCAAUCGAUAUAUUACUACAAUAUAUAUACAACACAUGCACUUUAGCUAAUGAAUUUGUUGAUUGAAGCCACUCAGUAAAGAUAUCGCUGCAGAAUAUACAUAUAUAUCAUAGCACAUACAUAUAUCCACAAAAUAUCGCAUAUACUCGUAAUCAAAAUCAUCGCAACUUCAAGGAUUGUAGACAAA